Heterocephalus glaber (naked mole-rat) is the source of this 1044-nucleotide messenger RNA. It is a transcript of the gene Tmem144, whose product is annotated as transmembrane protein 144. Gene Ontology annotation, molecular function: carbohydrate transmembrane transporter activity. The record is from RefSeq and is a predicted model, not a curated record. Gene Ontology annotation, cellular component: membrane. NCBI's taxonomy places the organism in Eukaryota, Metazoa, Chordata, Mammalia, Rodentia, Bathyergidae. Gene Ontology annotation, biological process: carbohydrate transmembrane transport.
AUGAGCAAUAAUAGAGCAGAACUAGACAUUGGCUACCUCUCCUCUUUCAUAGUGAUACUUUUGUUUGGAUCAAAUUUUGCACCACUUAAAAGAUAUGAUACCGGUGAUGGGAUGUUUCUUCAGUGGGUGCUUUGUGCUGCUAUUUGGUUAGUUGCCUUGGCAGUCAACCUGAUACUCCAUUGCCCUAGGUUUUGGCCUUUUGCAAUCCUUGAAGGGUACAUUUGGACAACAGGGAAUAUUGCUGUUGUACCAGUUAUCAAAACCAUUGGUCUAGGCCUUAGAAUCCUAAUCUGGGGAUCAUUUAAUGCCGUGACUGGCUGGGCAAGCUCAAGGUUUGGCUGGUUUGGAAUGGAUGCUGAGGAUGUAUCAAAGCCACUGCUGAAUUACAUCAGAGCUGGGCUCUCAGUAGUGAGUGCUUUCAUAUUUUUGUUCAUCAAAAGUGAAAUACCAUGUAACACUUGUGCCACGGAUACUACAUUGUUACUGACAGAGCAUGUGAUCAACUCAACUCCAGACCCCUGUGCUGGCUCCUCCUGGGUGGACAGACUCUUAGCAGCGCACCACCGCCUGCUGGGGUGCAGUCUCCCGGUGAUAUCCGGGACACUCUAUGACUCUACAUUUGUGCCAAUCAUUUUUAUCAAGGACCAUGACAAAAGAAAUGACAGCAUAUAGGCCGGGACAAGCCAGUAUGAUUUAUAUUAUGUUUUUGCGCACUUCAGUGGCAUCUUUCUUACAAGUAUAGCCUACUUUCUGGUCUACUAUAUAGCCAUGAGAAACAGUCUCAAACUCUAUCCGGAGGCCGUCUUACCAGGGUUCCUGUCAGGAGUGCUUUGGGCAAUAGCUACCUGCUGCUGGUUCUUAGCUAAUCACUCUCUCAGCGCCGAGGUCUGUUUUCCAAUAAUCACUGCUGGUCCAGGAUUUAUAGCUGCAUUGUGGGCUGUCUUCAUUUUUAAGGAAAUACAGGGUCUGCGGAACAACCUCCUGCCCCUUCCCUUUUGCACCAUCCUGGCGGGGACGCUCAGCACCGCUUUUUCUGAAGUCUAA